Molecule: messenger RNA, 885 nt
Organism: Botrytis deweyae
Lineage: Eukaryota; Fungi; Ascomycota; Leotiomycetes; Helotiales; Sclerotiniaceae
Exons: 1
Coding region: 1-885 (294 amino acids)
Source: RefSeq, a predicted model, not a curated record
AUGUAUCAAUACAAGCCGUUAACUGAACAUGAUUCGAUUCGACUUUUAUUUCUACCACCUUCCGCUGAUAGCGCCGCCGAUGUCCAUUGCACUUUACUUACAACCACAUUAAGCAAAUUGGAAAACGAUCCGUUUCAUGUAUAUACAGCCCUAUCUUAUGUUUGGGGUGAUCCGGAAAAGAAGAAAGUGAUAUACAUCGAUAACGAGAUUAUUGGGAUCACGACUAACCUGGAUUCCGCCCUGCGUGAGAUUCGUGACCCUUUGAGGGAACAAUAUUUAUGGAUAGACGCAAUUUGCAUCGACCAGGCGAAUUCUCCCGAGAAAAGUAAGCAAGUGAUGCAAAUGGCAAAGGUUUAUCAGAUCGCUCGAAACACGAUUAUUUAUCUUGGUGAGUCUACCGAAUCAUCAACACUGCUUCUGGGAGCAAUUUCACGUGCCUACAAACAGAAGGCAGGAUAUAUAAGGGCAAGGGCAAGACAAAUGUUAAAUUUUUUGUUCAAUGACAUCGCUACUUAUACGAAAGAGCAUUAUGAAAAGUUGGAGAAACUCUUCUUAGAACUAUUGGAGCGACCUUGGUUCACAAGAGUCUGGGUUUUUCAAGAGUUGCUCUUUUCAGUGGACCCAUGGGUGCAGUGCGGACGACAGCAUGUCAGUUGGGGACACCUCUACCAGGCUACUGAAGCGAUAGCAGUCGCAGGCUUCGCUGCCUUCCAGAAAUCGGAGGCAUACCGUGUAUUCGCUGCGAUGAAUAAAGAACGAAGCAAUUUCAAGUCAGCUAGAAGACCCUCCAAGAUUUUGGCAGAGAAUUUGAUCAAUCUUUUGACGGCCAGAAGAGGACUGGGAGUUUCUGAUCCUCGCGAUAUGGUCUUAGAUUUUAUCAUAUAA